This is a messenger RNA of Aspergillus clavatus NRRL 1, 861 nucleotides long. RefSeq lists its product as uncharacterized. The coding region runs from base 1 to 861 and encodes 286 amino acids. Lineage: Eukaryota; Fungi; Ascomycota; Eurotiomycetes; Eurotiales; Aspergillaceae. The transcript has a single exon. The record is from RefSeq and is a predicted model, not a curated record.
AUGCAGUUGGAAGUUCUAGGGAACCGCAACACUCGGGACAAUAACUCAUCCAGUCCAAGAAACGGGGGUGAAAUUGAUCGACAAAAUCCCGACGGAGAGUCGGCCGAUCGCAGGACUGUUGCAGAGUUUCUGGACAGCCUUUUGUCUAGCCAAGGCCACGACAUUGUUUCUACUAGUUCGGAAGCAAUGGACAGCGAUGGUCUAUCUAAUAUGACUACUGUAGUGUCUCCUGUAGCGGAAGAUAAUGUGUUGAGCCCUGCAUCUCAGCAUCAGGGACACGAUCAACACCCGCCCACAGGGGACCAACUUCAUGGUGCUCAUGUCGCACAGCCAGCCUCGAGUCUCGCCAACAUUCUACCAGACAGCGUAGAAGAGCCGAGUCAAGAUGAGAAUCUGGAACCAGCUUCUGAAGCUGAAGCAAUGUUUGUUCACGACGGCGAUGAUGACGACGACCCGGGAGUGCCGCCAUUAUUAGACUCCCAUCCGCCCAGAGAGUCGGCAGUCAAGGCUACCUCAAGCCCCCACCGCGUCACAAUCCUCUCCUGCCAUCCCGUGGAUUCUCUCGCUUCGCACAUCGCCUCCGUUGUCACCACGGCUCUCUUCAUACCCCUGGAAUCACUGUACUUGCGCUCUCUCGCCUCAUCGUACCUAUCAUCCAUCGGAUCUCCAGCUCUGCUCCCUGAUGUCCGUCCUCUCGGAGCCUGGGGCGGGGGCGGAUCUGUUUCCGACAUUGUCGUCUACAUGGGCAAAGUGACCCUCAUGCUUGGCUUACAAGCUGCAGUGAAUGCAAGUGUGUGGGGAGUGAUAUCAGGUGCUGCGAUCAAAAUCGGAAAGCGAUUCUGUGGCUGGGGAAGUUUAUAA